This is a messenger RNA of Priceomyces carsonii, 999 nucleotides long. Its product is annotated as Cu/Pi carrier. Gene Ontology annotation, molecular function: phosphate transmembrane transporter activity. The record is from RefSeq and is a predicted model, not a curated record. Gene Ontology annotation, cellular component: mitochondrial inner membrane. NCBI's taxonomy places the organism in Eukaryota, Fungi, Ascomycota, Pichiomycetes, Serinales, Debaryomycetaceae. Bases 1 to 999 code for a protein of 332 amino acids. The transcript has a single exon. Gene Ontology annotation, biological process: mitochondrial phosphate ion transmembrane transport.
AUGGGAUCACAGUUAUCAGAUGCCAUUGCGCAACCAGUAAAUGACAAGAUCAAGGAAGUGACCGAUAAAGUGGGAUCUUCGGCCCCCCUGGGGUCAACUGGUGGAAUCCGCUUGUAUUCGCCAGAAUAUUAUGCAGCUUGUACCAUUGGAGGUAUGGUUGCUUGUGGACCAACACAUUCGGCAGUGACGCCAUUGGACUUGGUGAAGUGUCGUAGACAAGUAGAUGCAAGCUUGUAUAAAUCUAACAUUCAAGGGUGGUCUAAAAUUAUUAAGACCAAAGGUGAUUCUAUCUUCACUGGUUUAGGCGCCACUUUCAUUGGAUAUACCUUGCAAGGUGCUGGUAAAUAUGGUUUCUACGAAUAUUUUAAGAAAACUUACAGUGAUUUGAUAGGUCCUGAAUAUGCCAAUAAUUACAAGACUGGUGUUUAUUUGGCUGCUUCUGCUUCCGCUGAAUUGUUAGCUGAUCUUGCAUUGUGUCCUCUUGAGACUAUCAAAGUUAAAACACAGACCACGAUUCCCCCUUUUGCUACUUCUGUUUUUGAUGGUUAUAAAAAAAUAACGGCUGCUGAAGGUUUCGGCGGUUUGUAUAAGGGUUUAGUGCCUUUGUGGUUCAGACAGGUUCCCUACACAAUGGUCAAGUUUUCUACAUUUGAGAAGACCGUUGAAAAGAUCUACGAUUAUUUGGGAAAGCCAGCUUCUUCGUAUAGCACAAUUCAAAAAACUGGUGUUUCUUUCUUAGGUGGUUACAUUGCAGGUAUUUUCUGUGCUGUGGUUUCUCACCCAGCAGAUGUUAUGGUUUCAAAGGUCAAUUCAGAAAAGAUACCUGGUGAAUCUUUGGGACAGUCCCUUAGUAGAAUUUACAGCAAGAUUGGAUUUGUUGGUCUCUGGAAUGGUUUACCUGUGAGAAUUCUUAUGAUUGGUACCUUAACUGGUUUCCAAUGGCUUAUUUAUGAUUCUUUCAAGGUCUAUGUUGGUUUGCCAACUACUGGUAGCAAAUAA